CCCGGUCUGGCCCUCACAUAGACAGUUCUGUGGCUAGCAAUUCUUGCCCUAUUCAGUUCUAUCAUAAUGGUACACGACUCUACAGGAUUCUCACUCGACCAGUACGAGGUUUCUCGUCAAAAUGGCUUUCUUCCGGAUGCACCUCCCUUACAAUCGUUAGAGGAUCCUUACUACUCGCCGUGGGAGGAUAUCAUCCGGAACUUGCCCAUGCGUAUCUCGACCCGCACGAUCAGACAAGCCGUGGACAGUCUUCCUCUUCUCUCCACCUCAAGGUUACAAAGAGAACCUGAAUGGAGGAGAGCCUAUGUCGUACUCGCUUAUCUCACUCACGCCUAUGUCUGGGGAGGGGACAAACCCAAGGACAUUUUACCCCCUACUGUGUCCGUGCCGUUUUUGGAGAUAUCAAACCACCUAGAGCUCCCUCCGUGCGCUACCUAUGCCGCCCUGAACCUGUGGAACUUCGCUGUGUCAUCCCCUAAUGUAGACCUUACCUGUGCUGAUAACCUGUCCGUGACGGCGUCGUUCACUGGAACAAAGGACGAAGAAUGGUUUUUCAUGGUAUCGGUCGCUAUCGAAGCCAGGGGUGCGCAGCUGAUCCAGUUAAUGUUCGACACAAGCCAUGCUGUCACGCUUGAUGAUACACCCGGGGUAGCCAUCUCCCUACACCAGCUGGGUGAUGGGUUGCACGAGCUAGGCCGGAUACUGGAGCGAAUGUAUGAGAAAUGCCGUCCCUCUUUCUUCUUUCAUGUAUUGCGUCCGUUUCUAGCAGGGAGCAAGAACAUGGUCUCAGCUGGCCUACCCAGUGGAUUGUUCUAUGACCUCGGCGAAGGAAAAGGAGAGUGGCGCCAAUACAGCGGCGGCAGCAACGCCCAAAGCUCUCUAAUUCAGACAUUCGACAUCUUUCUGGGCAUCGAGCACUCCGCUACAGGAAACAUAAACCCAGAACAUAAACCCCAGCCGUCAAAUAAAGGCGGAUACCUGCAGGACAUGCGGAACUAUAUGCCAGGACCUCACCGCCGCUUCCUCGAGAUGCUGGGUGGGAUAUCCAAUGUGCGUGCGUACGCCAUGAGUUGCAAGCCAGACUCCGCCGUGAGAGACGCAUACAACGCCGCCGUCAUGUCGUUAGGGUCCUUCCGCGAUAUCCACAUUCAAAUGGUUACUCGGUAUAUUAUCAUGGCGGCAAGGACUCCUCCGCCGGAACAAGUCAUGGCGGAUUUGAACCUGGCUACCGCAACAUCUUCGAAAAUGAAGAACUCGAAUGUGGAUGUUAAGGGGGGGUUGAAUGGCACUGGAGGCACAGACCUAAUACCUUUUCUGAAGCAAACUCGAGAUGCUACGAAGGCCACGGCUAAUUACGUUGAUUAAACGCUGUUUCGCGCGUGGAGUGGGGAUGAGUUGGCGUUCCUUUUCCCCCCUUUUGUGUAUAGAUAUCCUUAAACCUCUGUAUUAACAAGAAGCCAGUCAUUGUUUCAUGUAUCUAUACGGAGUACAUUAGAUUAGGUCUAAACCGAUUAUCUGUAGAUAUACUCCUAGGAGGAAAUAUUCCUGAAACUAGACUAACAAGCCUGAAUAUGUGUUUUGUUCAAUUUAAGAUGC
Molecule: messenger RNA, 1596 nt
Organism: Aspergillus ochraceoroseus IBT 24754
Lineage: Eukaryota; Fungi; Ascomycota; Eurotiomycetes; Eurotiales; Aspergillaceae
Product: indoleamine 2,3-dioxygenase
Exons: 3
Coding region: 67-1365 (432 amino acids)
Biological process (GO): 'de novo' NAD+ biosynthetic process from L-tryptophan
Cellular component (GO): cytoplasm
Molecular function (GO): heme binding; indoleamine 2,3-dioxygenase activity; metal ion binding
Source: RefSeq, a predicted model, not a curated record